UGCAAAUUAAUGACUUACUUUAUAUUUUUAGUGUUAUAUUAUUAAAAAUCAAUAGUUGUUUUGCAUGCACAGUAGUUGAUGUCUCUAAUAUGAUGUCAACAUGGCUAGCAUAUUUCAGGAAAGCAUUACAAAACUCUUUAAUGACUUGAUUUUGCACCAUCUCACUGUGAACGCAGACGAAAAAAAAGCUUUAGUGUUGGGACGCAAGUAUGAAGAAAACAAAAUCGGGAAACUGAAAAGACUGCUUUAUUCUAAAUUUUAUUUGGCAUUACAUGCACCAUAUGUCGUACCUGAUUGUAACACAGAUGUUCCAACAAAUCUGGCAUGUUGUAACAUUUAUUCUGGUUUGGAAGAAAAUAUUCUGAUCUUGAAAGCUAAUGGAAGGGAUGAAGAUGCUUUGAAAUUAUCUGAUCAGAGCGAGACUUUAACAAAUAUAAAAGAUACUGCAAUCGAACAGGUUGUACACAUUCUCCUUCUGCUUUCUAAAACGUCUGAUUGCCAAGGGAAAAGUCAUGAAAGAUUGUGUUUCAAGAAGUUAUCCAAUAUUGAUGCACCAUACUUCCAAUUUGAUAACAAAGCUGUUUCCAUGACGAAUGAUAGUGUUGACCAUUUUGGAAGGAUUACAGAUGCUGAUGAUGACAGUUUUUUGUUGCAAGAAACAGAUGUGUUCAGUCAACCCCCUGGAUCAUUCUUUCAUGGUGCAUCAACAUCAUUUUUGAAUAAGUCUUCAAAAGAAUCAACACAUACUGUUCUAACCCGAUCCACUUUGUUCAGUGGCUUGACUAGUGGUUUGUCCUCAUCAAUGGAUAUUGCCUUGAACCUUCCAGAACUUCCUCAAUACCCAGCCCAACGUGAGCUUUCUGUGGCAAGUCCUAAAGAGUUAUCACUGGAUGAAGGCUUUGAUGAGCCGUCUAAAUUUUCCACCCCUUCUUCAUUAUCCAUUGAUUUAACCAAUAAUGACAUAAGUGUUUGGGAUGAAGCACAGGCUGCUGGGGAACUGAAGAUGUUUGCAUGGGAUGAAAUAAACAGUUACGACAUGCAGUUGGAGAAUCUUUACAUCACAGAGCUUGGUGACAAAGCAUUUGACUGCAUGUAUAACAUACGAAUAUCUGAAGUGGAGCGAAUCAUUGGCAAAAAGGUGGACGUGGACUUGGUUUCGGCUGCUCAAAUUUACCGAGACUCGUUACAUGCACUGAUUGGAAUACCAUCAAGUUCAUAUGUAUUUUAUCCUAUGAGUUGCUCGUUAAAACCAAAAUUCAACUUGCACUGUUCCGGAACAAGCAUUGAAAGUUUAAACGGUUUAACGAUAAAAUUUGCACAAGUUGGAACUCACUAUCGUCAGCUGAAGAAGUUUUGUCUUCAUCAUGCAGAUAAGCCCAUCACUGGUGUUAGCGGUGGACACAUUUUGAAGUCUUUUAUUGAUGCUUUAAAUAAUGUUUUGUAUUCUUAUUGGUCAGCAGUUUUCAUGGUAGAAGGUAACGAUGGGUUGACACUGAUGGAAUUGUGGGGUUUGUUUGACAUGUGUGGAAGACAGUUGAAAUUUCUUGCAGAUAUAUGCUUGUGUUCAGAAGCAUUUAAGCGUACAUCAAGAAACUCUCCCAAACCGAAAUUUCCAGUGGGUGCAAAUCUACUAUCAUAUUUAUACUCACUGGCUGUGAAAAACUCUUCUACAGAGCAAUAUCCGCUUCUUUUAUUUUUGUUCAAAUCAGUAUCUGCACCGUUUAUUAGGCUGGUAUCUGAUUGGUUAUUUGACGGAGUCUGCAAUGACCCGUAUAAUGAGUUUUUUGUUCAUAUCGACCAACAGUAUUUACGAUAUAGGGAUAAGCAUUUUUGGACCCAGGGUUUUCAGAUGAAACAAAGUAAAGAGGCCAUUCCCUUGUUUUUGGACGAAUUAGCAGAUCAAAUAUUUGCAUGUGGAAAAGCCAUCAAUCUUUUGAAAUUGACAAAUAUACAUCAUUAUUUAUUUAAACGUUCCAUUGUUCCACCACCAAUCAGCAUCACGUUCUCCUCCGUAAGGCUUGAUUCAAUCGAAGAGAAAUGUCGAGAGUAUGUCACACUUGUCGAAAAAAUGAAAGAAAAAGAUAUUGCUAAGAAGGAGAUGGAGAGGUUGAAGGAGAAUGAGGAAUGGAAAGAUAAGCUGAACCGAGAAAAGAAAAUCACGCAGAAUAUGAUUAAAGACAUCGAAGAUCUGGAAAUGAAAGUUCGUAUUGCGAUACGAGAAAAGAAACAAGAGGAGUACGAAGACUUAAAAAGACAAUUCGAGUCUGCUAUGCAGGAAAGAAAAGAAAGGCGGGUAAAAAAGAUCGAGGAAGAUAAGUUCUGGUUAAACGAGAUGAAAAAGGUGGAGACAGAAGAGGACGAGAUAAAACAAAAAGCGAGGGAAGAACUGAUAUCUUUCUACGAGGGGCUCUCUCGUAAGGCGGAAGCACGCGAAUUUCAUGCGCACUGGAUAAUUCAACGUCAUGAGUUGGACGAUAAGAGGAAGCAUUUCCUGAAAGCUGAAAACGAUUUGAUAAUAAAAAAAUACAAUUCAUAUAAGAAUAGUGUAUUAGUGAAUAUGGUUGUGGAUACUCUGGAUGGAAAGACAGUUGGUCCCGAGUCCAAUCAAGUAGUCCAAUCUAAACCUGCUUUAACAGAAGAUUCAAAAGAUGAUCAAAGUGAUGAAUCCGCUACAGCCAGCCAUGUAAACAGAAUCACGAAUAUCCCAGUGUCACCAGGGGCAAAAUCCAGUAAAGAAUUCCAUGCUGAUGAGGGCGGUGAAGCGAAAGAGCUUUUGUAUCCAGCGAACAUAGAUGACUCGCCAGCAGUUAAUUCUACUAGAGGAUGUCAUGCUGAUGAGGGUGGUGAAGCAAAAGAGCUUUUAUAUCCAUCGAACAUGGAAGACUCGCCGCCACCAGUCCAAUCCACUAGAGGGUUACAUGGUGAUGAUGGUGGUGAAACGAAGGAGCUUUUGUAUCCAGUGAACAUGGAAGACUCGCCACUAGUUCAAUCCACUAGAGGGUUACGUGGUGACAUUGGUGCUGAAACGAAGGAGCUUUUAUAUCCAGCGAACAUGGAAGACUCGCCACUAGUUCAAUCCACUAGAGGGAUACAUGGUGAGGAUGGUGGUGAAACAAAAGAGCUUUUGUAUCCAGUGAAUAUGGAUGACUCUCCAGCCGUUCAAUCCACUAGAGGGUUACAUGGUGACGGGGGUAGUGAAACAAAGGACCUUUUGUAUCCAGUGAACAUGGAUGAUUCGCCAGCAGUCCAAUCCAAUAGAGGGUUACAUGGUGACGAGGGUAGUGAAACGAAAGAGCUUUUGUAUCCAUUGAACAUGGAUGAUUCGCCAGCAGUCCAAUCCAAUAGAGGGUUACAUGGUGACGAGGGUAGUGAAACGAAAGAGCUGUUAUAUCCUACUCAUCCUAGUAAGGCAAUAUUCCGCAAAAGUACGCGAGGCUAUGACCAUGAUGAGGGUGGCGAAACAAAAGAGCUAUUGUAUCCAAUCUCUCCCAUUAUGAACAAACCAGUGAGAAAGUUUUCCAAACAAAAUGAUAGUGAAGAGGUUAAACAUCUUCUUUACGGAAACGAUACCAUCAACACUGGGUACUUAAGGCUAGACGAGACUGGUAAAGAAGAAAGCGAGGCUAAAUCAUUGUUAUAUCCGAUUGAUGGUGAUGUAACAGAUGGUUAUAUUUCUACAAGGGGUCAUAGGGUGGAGGGUGAUGAAACAAAGCGAUUACUGUAUUCAUAUGAAGAGGAUUCGACAGGCGGUUUGAUGAACAGGAAUACGCACGAUGCUGCUUCUCACAGUGAAGGUGCAGAAGCCAAAGAAUUGCUCUACCCUUCUUCUGAUGUUGCUGACGUGGCGCAACAUGGUUCACGACAAUUCGAAAGACCUUCAACGAUGCAAGAGCUGUUAUAUCCGAGCGAAGAGAACGCUGCAACGCUGCAACAACAUGUAACAAGAGAAUUUGAACGUCCCACUCAAAUUAAAAAGAUGAUGUAUCCUGACGUAAUAAAAAAAGAAGAAGCAACAAAGGAGGAAAAAGCACUAACCAAGGACGAAGUAUGGAUGGACUCUAUCGUUGAACCUUUUCGUGAUGAAUACAGUGUGUUGGAUCUCGAUCCGCAACCAUAUUUGUUUGGAGAUACCAACCAAUCAAUUGCUCGGCAUUUCGACCAAUCAGAGCGGGAUCAAAACAGUGAUAUUAUGAAGCAGUUACCGCUAGAAACGAUUAUAAAAAGAUCACUGACCAUUCCUAUACAAGCACAGGUUUCAUUGGUUAACAGUGCUGUUGUGAAGUAUUUUCUUGAAGAUCUACGCAUUGAAGUUCACUUUGAUGCUUUUCGCAAGUUUCUGUUGCUGGAAGACGGAGAGUUUGGCCACAGCUUAUGCAGUCAGUUAUUUGAAAAGAUAUCUUCAGGAAUGAAACCUCAAGAGUUUUGUAACACGAUACGCUUAAACAACAUCGUGAUAGAAGCGUUGCGAUUGUCAUUGUACGCGUCGCGAAUAGAAUACGCGCGACAACUCACGUUUUCACUAAAAUGGAUGCCAGACGUGUUUCAGGCGUCAGAUGUUGGUGCGUUAGACUUCCUUGAACUGCGAUAUCGGGUUCCUUGGCCAUGCAAUAUUAUUGUAACGGAAAAUAGCAUCACGAAAUAUAAUAAGGUUUUUUCAUUUUUAUUGAAACUAAAGAAGGCUGGUUGGAGUCUGCAGGAGGUCUGGGUCAACCUGAAGAAGGCUGGUCAUGACAGGGUAUCUGCAAGUUCGCCUCAACUUAGACAACUCCAACUUUACAGACAUGAAAUGCAACACUUUGUAAAUAAUCUUGAAAGAUACAUUGUUAAUCAAAUAAUCCACGUUAGUUGGACGGAGUUUCAACACGAUCUUCAAAAUAAGGUGGACAGCUUGGAUGAUCUUCAUAGAUGUCAUGUGAAUUAUCUCAAUAAAAUUAUCUUCAGAUCCCUUCUCAGCAAAAAUGCCGCUCCCGUUUACAAACUUAUAAACGACAUAUUUGGAAUGAUAGCUAAAUUCGAAGCGAGACUGCUCACGACGUCGUGGAAACAAGACGAGCAAAGUGGAUAUGUAACUCAUCCUUUGUUUUCAAAAUUAAAAGCUGUGCAUGGAGCUUUUAAACAAUGUGGAGAAUUUCUUUUCUCAGUGAUAUCAAAGUUGGUUAGGCGAGGCUACCAAGAUCAUCUGGAUGACUUGCUACUACAGGUCAACUUUAACGCUUACUAUACAACAGCUGUUGUUAAGAAAUAAUAUUACGGUACCGAUCAAACUGAAAGUUUAUGAAAUUUUGUAUAUUUAUAUUAUACUUAUUUUUUGUAUAUUUAAACUUCUAAGAAUUUUAGGCAACUUGGGACUUAAUAACUGUGUUGUUCACCUUAAAAUUCUCGAUCCUUCUAAAUUUUGAAAAGUCUUCUCAGAACGCCUCAAAUCUACUUUACAAGUACCAUUUUUAACAGCUUUCCCCUCGAAUCUCCUCAAUUUUAAUUUUACAAAACUUCAUCACAAAAAUCACCUAAAAUACUCUCAACUUAUUUGAAAAAAUAUAAAAUGUCUUUAAAUCUCGUCCAUUUGUUUCACUAAAAAUACCUUUAUUUUCUCAAAAAAAGUUGAAAACUGUGGGAACCCUGGGUGUAAAUAUUAAACAAAACAUUUUUACAAAAUUAAAACGUUUAAAUAUUUUUAUAUAUUUAAUGUUAUAAAAAAAGAUUGUUGCAAAGAAUCUCUAUUUGCAUUUAGAAAGAUAUUUAAAUUUUUUCUUUGUUGUAGAAUCUAAAGGUUGUUUUUGUUUCGUCCCUUUUUGUUGCAUUUUCUUUUUUUUGUAAAAAUUUAUAUUUUGUACAUGUUACAUAGGACAAGAGUUUGUGGUAUUUAUUAUAAAAAAAUGAUAAUGUUUUGAA
Hydractinia symbiolongicarpus is the source of this 5892-nucleotide messenger RNA. Its product is annotated as gamma-tubulin complex component 6-like. Gene Ontology annotation, cellular component: centrosome; equatorial microtubule organizing center; gamma-tubulin complex. The record is from RefSeq and is a predicted model, not a curated record. Gene Ontology annotation, biological process: mitotic cell cycle; microtubule nucleation; spindle assembly. The transcript is spliced from 28 exons. The coding region runs from base 101 to 5245 and encodes 1714 amino acids. Gene Ontology annotation, molecular function: microtubule minus-end binding; gamma-tubulin binding. NCBI's taxonomy places the organism in Eukaryota, Metazoa, Cnidaria, Hydrozoa, Anthoathecata, Hydractiniidae.